Messenger RNA from Rosa rugosa (rugosa rose), 1095 nucleotides. RefSeq names its product F-box protein CPR1-like. Bases 1 to 1095 code for a protein of 364 amino acids. The transcript has a single exon. Gene Ontology annotation, molecular function: protein binding. The record is from RefSeq and is a predicted model, not a curated record. NCBI's taxonomy places the organism in Eukaryota, Viridiplantae, Streptophyta, Magnoliopsida, Rosales, Rosaceae.
AUGGCAGUACCCGGCAAUUUUCCUGAAGAACUCAUAGAAGAAAUCCUCCUGAAGUUGCCCAUCAAGUCAUUAAUCAGAUUCAGCGAAGUGUGCAAGUCUUGGAAUUCCCUGAUCAAGAGCCCUAACUUCAUUUACACCCAACUCAACCGCACUAUCCAAUCCAACAACCAAAACGACUCUCACCUACUUCUACUGGAAGGGCUUCUCUCUUCGACUAAGAUUUUCUUGUUGCAUCCAGCACAUAACCCUACAUUCGAUGUAGACAAAAAGCUUACGGAACCCUCCGCCAUCAACACAACUGCAGGCUCUUUCUCAUUAAAGAACUUUUCUGUGGUCGGAACCUGUAAUGGUCUGGUAUGCCUUGCUAAUUACAUCCAUGGUGUUGCAGUAAUUUGGAACCCCUUAGUUAGAAAGUAUGUGAUACUGCCUAGUUGUAGUGUUAGGUCAUUGAGUGGUUUUGUGAGGUUUGCUUUUGGCUACGAUUCACGUACCAAUGACUAUAAGGUUUUGAAAACUGUUGUUUGUGAUCAAAAGCCUAGUCAUGUUGAAGUUUGGUCACUGGCGAGGGGUUCCUGGAUGAGUCUUGAUGCUGCCAUUAUUCCUCCGGACUUUAAACCUCGAGACUAUAGCUACUUGCGAUAUCCUUUUGUAAAUGGUGCUUUGCAUUGGGUUGGUCUGCGACAUGGUGUUAUCAUGACGUUUGAUAUGUCCACUGAGUUAUUUGGAGAGAUAAUGAUGCCUGAAGUUGUGACAAGAGAUGCAGAAAACAAAUUUAUAUCCAAAUACCGGGAGUCUCUCGCUUUGUUGUGUAAGAGUAAUGAAAAUUCAAUUCACAUAUGGGUGAUGAAAGAGUAUGGUUCGGCAGAUUCAUGGAUUCAAUUAUCAACUUUACCCCAAGGCAGUUGGACUCGGCCAUUAUGUUUUACGGAGAGUUGUGAUGAACUAGUGCUUCAAAGGGAUGGUGUAGGGCUGCAAUCAGUGGACCUUAAGAGCAAAACAGCUAACAAGUUACCUGAUAAUAUAUACCUAUACUCCAUGAAUUCUUAUACGGAGAGCCUUGCGUUACUUGGGGAUUCCAAUGCUGUCUCUUAUUAG